This is a messenger RNA of Mercurialis annua (annual mercury), 4261 nucleotides long. RefSeq lists its product as uncharacterized. The coding region runs from base 247 to 3735 and encodes 1162 amino acids. Gene Ontology annotation, molecular function: protein tyrosine kinase activity; ATP binding; protein serine/threonine kinase activity. Gene Ontology annotation, biological process: peptidyl-serine phosphorylation; peptidyl-threonine phosphorylation. Gene Ontology annotation, cellular component: cytoplasm. The transcript is spliced from 8 exons. Lineage: Eukaryota; Viridiplantae; Streptophyta; Magnoliopsida; Malpighiales; Euphorbiaceae. The record is from RefSeq and is a predicted model, not a curated record.
CUCUCGUGUGAUUUGCCAGAUACCAGAGGGAAACUGCUGCAGGCCGAAAAUAAAAUUAAAAAAAAAAAACAAAUUACACAAAAAUUAAAUUUAAAUUCAAAACCCCCAAAAUAAUUGAAAUAUCGCAGUGAUGUUCUUGUUCUGCAAUUGAUAAUGGAAGCUCUUAUAAUUUUUCUUUGUGUUCCAUUUGCGAUCUGCUUGUAUGAUUCUUCGUUGUAGUAUUUAGCAGAUUUUUAACACUUGAUUAUGGCGGACUCAAGCUCAGUUGAUGUGAUUUUGGACUUUUUAAAGAGAAAUCGCUUCACUAGAGCUGAGGCAGCACUGCGCAGUGAGCUUACGAACCAUCCUGAUUUAAAUGGAUUUCUUACUAAACUUACUCUUGAAGAUAAAGAAUCAGCAAAGGUGUUGGAAGAAGAGAGUAGAAGCAAGGCGGGAAGUAAUAAUCAGAGGCUUGGUUCUCGAAAUAGCUUUGAAAUUUCGAAUGAACUUAUUGUUAAAGAGAUAGAGUGUGGAACAGGCAGAAAUGGGACUGAAAGCAAAUGGAGGAAUUCGGCCUUGGUUGGAGAUCGAAGUGAUAAGGUUAAUGAAACAACAGUUGCAAAUGAUUCUGAGGAUACUAUGCUUGAUUUAUAUUCAUGGAAUUUUAAUUCUCGUAAUGGCCAUUCUUCUGAUCGCUAUCAAAGUGAUGUCGGUACGGUCAAUGGCAUUGAUGACUUCUCUUGUAGAUCGACAAAUAAAUCUGGAGAAGAUGUUAUUUUUUCUGGCGAGCAGAGAAAUUUGUGGCUUGGAAGUACUAGUAACGCUAAAACAGAAUCCAGUUAUGAAAGAAUUCAAACAAGCGAAGCAAAGGAACUUGAUCAGCAACUUAAGGCUACUAUUACAUACCCUACCGAUAACACGUGGUGUAGAAAUGAGGGCCCUGCUAGCUCUGCAGCAUCAUGGAAAGAUUGUCCUGUGAAGACUAUUUUUCCAUUUCCUAAGGUAGAUGUGUCAACCACUUAUGACGCCAAUACUGGUUCGGAUAAACGAGAAGGAAAGAGAAAAACAGAUAUGGCUGAUGUUAGGGUGGCAAUCAAAGAGCAGGUGGAUGAGGUUGGAAGAGCUUUAUACCUUGGAAAGUCUCAAGGGAGUACAGACAAAAAUAACUUAACUGGUUUGAGUUUUUCGCUUCCAUCUGAUAAUUCAAAGGAAGAAUUUCCAAGGCUUCCACCUGUUAAACUCAAGUCAGAGGACAAGCCUUUGAAUGUUAAUUGGCAGGAAAAAUUUGACUGUGAUGGGCCGGGUAUGAAACACAGCGGUGCUGAUAAUGCCUUCCUUAUUGGGUCAUAUCUUGAUGUUCCUAUUGGACAAGAAAUUAACUCUUCAGGUGGAAAAAGGAUUGCAGGUGGCAGCUGGCUAUCUGUGAGUCAAGGAAUUGCUGAAGAUACAUCUGAUUUAGUUUCUGGUUUUGCUACUGUUGGUGAUGGAUUAAGUGAAUCAAUUGAUUAUCCAAAUGAAUAUUGGGAUUCCGAUGAGUAUGACGAUGAUGAUGAUGUUGGAUACAUGAGGCAGCCAAUUGAGGAUGAGGCCUGGUUUCUGGCCCAUGAAAUUGAUUAUCCAAGUGACAAUGAAAAGGGAACAGGGCAUGGGAGUGUGCCAGAUCCACAGGAAAGGGGUCCUGCCAAGGAUGAGGAUGAUGAUCAAUCAUUUGCUGAAGAGGACUCUUACUUCUCUGGUGAGCAGUAUUUUCAAUCAAAAAGUGUUGAACCAAUUACAGCUUCAGAUGAUCCUAUUGGAUUGUCAGUGACUGAAAUGUAUAGAAGGACCGAUGAGACUGAUUUAAUAGCUCAUUAUGACGGGCAAUUAAUGGAUGAAGAAGAAUUAAAUUUGAUGCGUGCCGAACCUGUCUGGCAGGGAUUUGUUACUCAGACAAAUGAACUAAUCAUGCUAGGAGAUGGGAAGACCUUAAAUGACUCUGGAAGACCACGACUGGAGGAUAUAUGCGUGGAUGAUGAUCAACAUGGAUCGGUUAGAUCAAUUGGUGUUGGUAUCAAUAGUGAUGCUGCUGAUUUUGGCAGUGAAAGACGGGAAAGUUUGGUUGGAGGCAGUAGUGAAGGGGAUAUAGAGUACUUUCAUGAGCAUGAUAUUGGAAUUGGUGGUUUGAGAUCCUCUCUUCAAGAAUCAGACAAGAAUUAUGGUGAUAGAGAGAAUAGGGAUAAAAAAAGAAUUAGCAAACAUGAUUCAAAUAAAUAUGUUGUUGUAAAUGAGAAAGUUGCAUCUUCCCAGGUGAAAAAUUUGAGGGAGGGCGGAUUCUCAUUUCCUCCGCCAUUGAGGGAUGGGCAGUUGGUGCAGGCAGGGUCUGGCAAAUCUUUAUGGUCAAAAAACAGUAAAUCAAUUGUUGGGGUUCAGACUGAUGACCAUAUGAAUGCUUCCGUGGGGACUGAUGACAUGAUGGCUACAUGGAGGCAGAAAAGCAGUGAUUCUUCAACUGGAAAAAGUUCUGGGGAUGAUAAUAAUGUCAAUGCUGUCAGAUCUGCAGAUUCUUCGCCGUCUACACUCUCAGAUUAUGGUUAUGUGGAACAAGAGCAUGCUAAAAAAGAAGAGAAUGAGAAAAUUGGCAUUGCAAAGGAAGAAGAUCCUGGGGCUUCUUUAGAGGAUGAAGAGGUAGCUGCUGUUCAAGAACAAGUAAGGCAAAUCAAGGCGCAAGAGGAGGAAUUUGAAACGUUCAACCUUAAGAUUGUGCAUAGAAAAAACAGAACUGGCUUUGAGGAGGAUAAGAACUUCCAUGUUGUUCUGAAUUCUGUUCUCGCUGGGCGCUAUCAUGUCACUGAAUACCUUGGAUCAGCUGCUUUUAGCAAGGCUAUACAAGCACAUGACCUGCACACAGGCAUGGAUGUUUGUGUUAAAAUCAUAAAGAACAACAAGGACUUCUUUGAUCAGAGUCUUGAUGAGAUAAAGCUUCUCAAGUAUGUGAACAAGCAUGAUCCUGCCGACAAGUACCACUUACUCAGAUUGUAUGAUUACUUCUAUUAUCGAGAGCAUUUGUUAAUUGUAUGUGAGCUUCUGAAGGCAAAUUUGUAUGAAUUCCACAAGUUCAAUAGAGAAUCUGGAGGAGAGGUGUACUUUACAAUGCCAAGAUUGCAGUCCAUUACCAUUCAAUGUUUGGAGGCACUUCACUUUUUGCACGGACUUGGUCUUAUACACUGUGAUUUAAAGCCUGAGAAUAUAUUGGUGAAAAGCUAUAGUAGAUGUGAGGUGAAAGUGAUUGAUCUUGGGAGUAGCUGUUUUGAGACAGAUCAUCUUUGCUCCUAUGUUCAGUCCAGAUCUUAUCGUGCACCAGAGGUUAUAAUGGGACUUCCUUAUGAUAAGAAGAUAGAUAUCUGGUCUCUUGGAUGCAUCUUGGCUGAACUUUGUACAGGCAAUGUACUUUUCCAAAAUGAUUCACCAGCAACACUACUGGCUCGAGUUAUUGGGAUUAUAGGUCCCAUCGAUCAAAUUAUGCUAGCUAAGGGGCGAGAUACCUACAAGUACUUUACAAAAAAUCACAUGCUUUAUGAGCGAAAUCAGGAAACAAACAGAUUGGAAUACCUAAUACCAAAAAAGACAUCGUUGAGGCAUAGAUUGCCGAUGGGAGAUCAAGGUUUCAUAGACUUUGUCGCCCAUUUGCUUGAAGUAAACCCAAGAAAGCGUCCUUCAGCUUCAGAGGCUCUGAAGCACCCGUGGCUGUCAUACCCUUACGAACCAAUAUCAGCUUGAAGUGAUUGAUGAUUUCUUGGUGCAGGUGCAUUAUGCUUAGUGUAAAUGUGUUAUUGGAAGAAAGGAGCAGCUGAUACUGGUAAUCUAUUUUUCUAAAAAUUAAUUUUCCGAAAUGUUUUCGCUCCUUAAUGAACCUGCAUGCAUUGAAAAAUGUGUUUGGUUUUGUGGGUGAAUCUAUCUUCUGCUCUCCUUACCAAGUUGUAUCCUAAAUUUACAGUAAUCAAGAAUGUAAUUUUCACAAAUUUGUAGUUUUUUUUUCUUUUCUUUCCCUGGGUUGUUUUAUCUGGUAGAAGGGGGAUCUUAAGCUUUGAUGUACAUGAAGUGUGACAAAUUAUUUUAGAUUUAGUAGUAGCAUGUUGAGGUGGCUGCUUAUCCUAUAUUUAAUGCAUGGCUCUAGGCAGUUUAUUGCACUUAAAAGACUCGGAGUUAAUGGAAGCUCGAACUCAAUGAAUCAGAUCAUUUUACUUGAUUUGAUUCGGUUAUUCGGUUCGACUUAUAAAUGCAGUUUAGUUUGGUUUAUUUUUAA